CUUUCGGUUGCAGCGGACGUGUGUGUGUAGCAGAGUCGGCAAAACUCUCGCUUUUCGGCGGCAGUACGAGAAACUGAGCAGCAGCAAAUAAAAAAAAGUUCAUUCUAACACAGUUCAAUUGAAAUAAAAUAACAAAAAUAACAUUUGUUUCGGCGUGCACAAACAAAAAGCGAACGAAUUUCGUGUAAAAUUGAGCAAAAAUACUUUGUGCUUUGCAGCUGUUGCCAAGCAGUUAAAGCUUCAUAGUUGACGCAAGUGCACGGCCAACGUUGCGUAUGCGUAAUAUGCGAGUGAAACGUGCACAAAAUUCCAAGCAGAAAGAAUAAUAAUAACAAAAUAUAAUCAUCAAGAUGUACAAGAGAAAGGUUUAAAGCAUCAGCAGCAGCAUCAGCAUCAGAAGAGCUAAACUCAAAUUAAUUUACAUCAAUUUAGAAAACGAAUCAAAACGAAACGAAACCAAAAUCAAAUUGUGAUUUGCGAUAAUAAUUAAUAUUAAUUGACGCGCGUUCAACCCAACACAUAAAUAUAUAAAUAUAGAAAUUUGUGAUUUUAGUUAAUUAAAUCGUAAGCGUUAAUUCAAUUAAAAUCCAGUAGACAGAACUUUACAUCAAUUAAAAGCAUUCAAAAUAAGAAAUCAAAAUUGCGUCGCCAUCAAAUAACAAAAUUGAGCUUAGUGUCAACGGCAUUGGCAACGGCCUCAGCGUGGGUCAGCCAUCCAGUGAGCAAUCAUCGAUUCGCACUCAAUCGAGGCGCAUCAGCAGCACCAGCAAAAGCAGCAUCCACAAAGCUGAACGCCACAAAAGGCAACGCAACGUUUGGCCCUUCAAGAUGCGGGUGAAGGUGGGCAAAUUUUGCCUGCAGCGACAGGCGUCGGGCCAAAGCGAAAAGUUUCCACAGCCCAGCGAAGUAACAGAAGGUGCCUUACAAGUCUGGCGUACGCUGCCCGAACGCAUACGACAGGAUCCCAGCCUAGCAUCGUUUCGACAGGAGCACGAGCGCUUACACGGCGAUGUGGAACCCUUGCCCUCCGAAGAGCAGCAGGAACAGGAAGAGCAGCAGCAACAGCAGCCACAGAGGAAUGGACAUAAUGAUGGCAGUCACGCCUUCACACAGAUUGGCAUCAAUGUGACCAACGAGGCGGGUCAAGUGCAUGUCCUCGACGGCAGGGACCUGGAGAACAACAAUGAGGAUCAGCAUGAAGAGGGCGAAACCUACUGCAGAAGUCACAUCAAAAAGUAUCUGAUUUGGUUCAAGAUAUCGGUGCUCUUGGUUGUGUGGUGCGUCUUUACCGCCUUCCUCAUGUCCAACAACGAACAUGUCGAUCAGCUGAGUCUCAUAAGUGUUCCUAGAAACGGCUCCUCAAAAGCCUUUCCCAUUACUACGCCCACCCUAGAGCGCAUUGGUCUCUCGCUGCGUGGUCCUUUCCGACUGCAGGAGAACGAGUUGCAGCUGAAUGCGAGCGUGCCGCUGCCUGUGCUGCAAGUGCAGGUGACGCGCAGCUAUUACGAUGCCUUGGGCCAGGAGAUAUACACGGAGAAUGCCAGCGAGCUGUGGCAGCUGGACAUUGUCUACACCGAUCUCAUUGAUGCCACCAAGGAUACGAAAAAAUCGCGCACCUUUGAGCUGACACCCAGUGAUCCAACGAUGCUCUCGUCAGCGAACUCGACGCGUCUCAGCUUCGAGUUUAGCUCGAGUAUCGAUGGCGAGCUGCCGCUGCAGCUGAAUGUGGAUGAAUCACCCAUCUAUAAACGUCAUGGUGUGCUCUACGCUGCCGCCGUGCUCUGCGGCCUCUAUGUGAUGAUCAUCUGGGAGAUUGUGAAUCGCACCUUUGCCGCCAUCAUUGCUUCUACCUUAUCGGUGGGCAUCUUGGCUGCUCUGAACUCGCGACCAUCGAUGGGCACCAUCAUGGGAUGGAUUGAUGUGGAGACGUUGCUGCUGCUCUUCGGCAUGAUGAUUCUGGUGGCCAUCCUCUCCGAGACGGGAGUCUUUGACUAUCUGGCUGUGUAUGCGUAUAAGAUAACCAAUGGUCACGUGUGGCCUCUCAUCAAUUGUCUGUGCUUGUUCACCGCCGUCUUGUCAUCGUUCCUCGAUAAUGUUACCACCGUGCUGCUGAUGACGCCGGUCACGAUACGACUCUGCGAGGUCAUGUCCUUGAAUCCUGUGCCCAUACUAAUGUGCAUGGUCAUCUACUCGAAUAUUGGUGGCGCUUUGACGCCAGUCGGCGAUCCGCCCAAUGUGAUCAUCGCUUCCAACAGCUACAUAUCCAAGAAUGGCGUCAACUUUGCGGUCUUCACGCUGCACAUGCUGCCCGGCGUCAUUCUGGUCAUGAUCCAAACUUACUUGCAGUUGCGCUUCAAGUUUCGUAACAUCAGCGAUCUGCAGUUCAAAGACUCGCCCGAGGUGGAGGAGCUGCGUCAUGAGAUCCAUGUGUGGAAGCGUGCGGCGGCCAGUUUGUCGGCAUACUCCAAGGACGAAGAGCUGGUGCGUCAAACGCUGAUGAAGAAGGUGAAUCGCCUGAAGCGCAGCCUCAAGAAACGCAUGACGGCAGUGAUAACGCCAGCUCCAAACUAUCAACAAACGCUGGCCAAUCUGCAGGCCAAGUAUCCCAUUCGCAACAAACAGCUGCUGAUCAAGUGCUCCGCUGCCUUGAUCUUUGUCAUCAGUUUGUUCUUCCUGCACUCGGUUCCAGAGCUGCAGCGUCUCUCGCUGGGCUGGACUGCGCUCUUGGGUGCCAUCUUUCUCAUUAUUCUAGCUGAUAUCGAGGAUCUAGAAGCCAUUUUGGCACGCGUCGAAUGGUCCACUCUGCUCUUCUUUGCCGCCUUGUUUAUACUCAUGGAAGCGUUGACUGAAUUGGGUUUGAUUGAAUGGAUUGGCAACAUGACCGAGGGCAUUAUUCUGGGCGUGGGCGAAGAUCAGCGCUUGAUGGUGGCCAUAUUAAUAAUACUCUGGGUGUCUGCUGUCGCCUCUGCCUUUGUGGACAAUAUUCCGCUGACCACGAUGAUGGUGAAGAUCACCAUUUCGCUGGCUCAGAACAGCACAUUGAACUUGCCUUUGCAGCCCUUGGUCUGGGCACUUGCCUUGGGCGCCUGUUUGGGCGGUAAUGGCACGCUGAUUGGCGCUUCGGCGAAUGUGGUUUGUGCCGGUGUUGCAGAGCAGCAUGGCUACAAGUUCACGUUUCUCGAGUUCUUCAAGGUUGGCUUUCCCAUUAUGAUUGGCAGCAUUAUUGUGACAACGGGUUAUUUGCUGCUCUCGCAUUCGCUGUUCGCGUGGCAUUGAUGAAUACUGAAUGAAUAUCUAUCGAUGAGUGAUGAUUGAUAAUGGAUGUUGGCCAUGGACAGCAUGGGAAUUGACUGUGUCGAUUUCUGAACAAGGCGCACUUUACCUCGUUACCUAGAGCAACAAUGUUAAACAUUCGACACUUAUGCAUAAUAUCAGCUGCAGUUCAAACUACAAUAAUAAUAA
Drosophila albomicans is the source of this 3462-nucleotide messenger RNA. RefSeq names its product P protein (gene hoe1). Gene Ontology annotation, cellular component: membrane. The record is from RefSeq and is a predicted model, not a curated record. Bases 829 to 3276 code for a protein of 815 amino acids. The transcript is spliced from 12 exons. Gene Ontology annotation, biological process: transmembrane transport. Lineage: Eukaryota; Metazoa; Arthropoda; Insecta; Diptera; Drosophilidae.